Messenger RNA from Closterium sp. Naga37s-1, 2208 nucleotides. Lineage: Eukaryota; Viridiplantae; Streptophyta; Zygnematophyceae; Desmidiales; Closteriaceae. The record is from the annotation of a GenBank genome assembly.
AUGCUCGACUCAUGCGAGUUGGCGUUGACGGGUGACGAGCUCACCUCGUUCGGACACUCCAUCCUCACUGACGUGCCUGAGAACGUGACUGUCACACCCAUGGAUGGACCCGUCGGCUGCUCCGGCGUUUUUCUCGGAGCUCGUUUUGACUCCGCUAAGAGUCGCCACGUUUUUCCAAUUGGAACUCUCAGAAACCUUCGGUUUUUGUGCUGCCACCGCUUCAAGCUGUGGUGGAUGACUCAGCGAGUUGGCAGUAACGGAAAAGAAGUGCCUAACGAGACACAGUUUUUGCUCUUGGAGACAGAUCGUGACAGUCAAUCUUCGAUUGAGCCAGUUUACGUUGUGAUGCUCCCUCUCGUUGAUGGAUCUUUUCGAGCAGCCAUUCAGGGCUCAUCCGAUGAUAUGCUUGAAAUCUGCUCAGAGAGCGGAGAUCCAGAUGUACGAACCUUCGAAAGCACGAAGGCUGUUUUUGUAAACGCGGGCAGGAAUCCCUACAAGCUACUGAAUGAGUCCAUAAGGUCUCUUGAGAAGCACUCAGGAAACUUCCAGCACAGGGAGAAGAAGACUCUCCCGGGAUUUGUUGACUACUUCGGAUGGUGCACGUGGGAUGCCUUCUACACUGACGUUGAUGAAGAUGGAAUUCGCAAGGGCCUGUCCAGCCUUGCAGAGGGAGGAGUACCAGCAAAGUUCCUGAUUAUUGAUGAUGGUUGGCAAGCGGUUGCUGCUGAUUUUCACGCAAAGGCGACUCUGACCCCUGAAACACAGCAUUUCAGCCGGCUUGUGGAUAUCAAACCCAACGAGAAGUUCAACUGUGACAAUGAACAGGAGGCUUGUGCGGACGGCCGUGGAAAUCUGACAGAGCUGGUUACUUCAGCAAAGGACGAUUAUGGCCUGAAAUACGUCUACGUCUGGCAUGCUCUCAUGGGAUAUUGGGGAGGCAUCAACCCAACUGCUGCUUCCACGCAGAAGUUUCUGGUGACUCUCAUAUACCCUCACUUUUCCCCUUCUGUCAUGGACAAGCCUGACACUGUGCUGGACCUGAUAACCAAGCAUGGUUUAGGGGUAAUUGGCCCAUCCAAGAUUCACGAGUUUUAUGAUGAGAUGCACAGCUACCUGGCAUCAUGCGGCGUGGAUGGGGUGAAGGUGGAUGUUCAGAGUAUGUUGGAGCUGGUUGGUGGAGGACAUGGAGGAAGGGUCGAAAUAGCGAGGGCAUACCACACAGCUUUGGAGGCAUCAGUGACCAAGAAUUUCAAGGAAAAUGGUGUAAUUGCAUGCAUGAGCCAUAACACUGAUAGCAUUUACAUGACUCAGCGGACAGCAGUAGUCCGAGCUUCUGACGAUUUUUGGCCUAACGACCCUGCAUCUCACACAAUUCACCUGCUUGCGGUGGCAUACAACAGCAUGUUUUUGGGGGAGUUUAUGCAGCCCGAUUGGGACAUGUUUCACUCUCUCCACCCAGCAGCUGAGUUUCAUGCUGCUGCAAGAGCUGUUGGAGGCUGCCCUGUCUAUGUGAGUGACAAGCCUGGCCAGCACAACUUUGAGGUGUUGAGAAAGUUGGUCCUCCACGAUGGGUCCAUUCUUCGAGCCAGGCUCCCUGGGCGACCCACCAGGGAUUGCCUGUUUGUGGACACAGCACGAGAUGGUCGAAGUUUGCUAAAAGUCUGGAACAUCAACGCUUGCAAUGGAGUCCUUGGAGCUUUCAAUUGCCAGGGCGCGGCCUGGUGCAAAGACUCACGCAAGUACAAGUUUCAUGAUUCCGAGUCCAAGGAGCUUGCGGGAACCAUCUGCGCUGCCGACAUAGAAGGGCUGGAGCAACUCACUGGGCCUGACUGGGAAGGAGACGUUGCAAUUUACUCCCACAACUCAGGAGAGCUUGUUGAUCUUCCUUUGGGAGCAUCCCUCGCCACCAUGCUCAAGCGACUGGAAUUUGAAAUCUUCACAGUGUCUCCCAUCCAGUACGCUGAGGUUUACUCCAGACAAAGCUCGUCUGGGGCCCCUCUUUCCCUGGCAGCAGCUGUUCCUCUGACGAGUCCACCGUGUUCACAGCCUGCCAACCCGCCAUUUGCCGGAACCACCCAGUCACCUCCCACGCACCCGCGGCUUUCCCUCCUGCUGCAGGUGAGGUGUCUAUAUCGUCCUCAAGGCUCCGCCAUGCGGCCAUUUCCACCUGAUGCGGCUGCUCCUGGGGUGCUCUCGCAGCCGCGCUAG